AUGUCUGACGCUGGAGAUGAGAUCAAGGUCGACGAGGUCGAGGCUGAGCCCGAGGUCGCUGAGGCGCCGAAGGGAAAGCUCUCCGUUGAGGACGCUCUUCAGCAAGUUCUGAAGACGUCGCUCGUCCACGACGGUCUCGCGCGCGGGCUGCGUGAGUGCGCCAAGGCGCUGGACAAGCGCCAGGCGCACUUGUGCGUUCUCGUCGAGACCUGCACUGAGGCCGAGUACAUCAAGCUCAUCGAGGCCCUUUGCGCCACCCACAAGAUCCCGCUCAUCAAGGUCGGUGACGCUAAGGUCCUCGGCACCUGGGCCGGUCUCUGCAAGAUCGACCGCGAGGGCAACCCGCGCAAGAUCGUCGGCUGCUCGUGCGUUGUCGUCAAGGAGUACGGCUCGGAGAGCGAGGGCCGCCACGUCCUUGAGGACUACUUCAAGAGCCGCUAA
Molecule: messenger RNA, 441 nt
Organism: Peniophora sp. CBMAI 1063
Lineage: Eukaryota; Fungi; Basidiomycota; Agaricomycetes; Russulales; Peniophoraceae
Source: the annotation of a GenBank genome assembly